Molecule: messenger RNA, 2517 nt
Organism: Aspergillus bombycis
Lineage: Eukaryota; Fungi; Ascomycota; Eurotiomycetes; Eurotiales; Aspergillaceae
Product: Zn(II)2Cys6 transcription factor
Exons: 2
Coding region: 1-2517 (838 amino acids)
Biological process (GO): regulation of DNA-templated transcription; DNA-templated transcription
Cellular component (GO): nucleus
Molecular function (GO): zinc ion binding; DNA binding; DNA-binding transcription factor activity, RNA polymerase II-specific
Source: RefSeq, a predicted model, not a curated record
AUGCGCCAGGAUAACACGACCCAACAGGGCGGAGACAUUGUUCCGGCCCCUCCCUACAACUUGAAUACAGUCAAUCUUUUCCAAUGCGGAAUGGGUUCGGAAGCAGAGCUCUGCGACCUCGCCCACGGCUCCGAGCUGGCGGCUCUGUCUUGCCGAGAGUGUAGGAGACGGAAGAUCAAGUGCAGCCGCGAGCUUCCCGCCUGUGGCGCCUGCAUGGGCUCUGCGAACGCCUGUGUAUAUCCUGCGGGGCCUCUGAAACCCGGUCCCAAGGCUGGCCACUUUCGCCCAUCGAAGAAAAGAAGGCUGGAGCUUCAAAGUCAUUCGCCACGGCCGAUAGACAUGGGCUUGCGCACGACAGUUCCUCAACACAACACGAAUGCUGAGCUUGCGGAGUCGUUUGUAUCUCAUUCCCCGGAACAGGGCUCGAGAAUAGAUGCCAGUGCCUCGAAAGAACCAAGUGGCGCCUCCCUGUCCAGUCAAAGUCCAGAGCAGAGCCCCGCUGUCACCCAUCGAAGGCUUUCCUGGCUGGUUCAUCCCAAUCACGAACCAAUAUACAAGCCGUCAGAUUGGACGGAACACUCGAUGAUCGAGCCGUUGACGGACCAAUGUACGCCGCUUUCCCUCCCGGCGAGCCUCAUGGAGUCGAUUUGCGACACUCUCCACACUGAUGAGGCGGACAUUCAUCACCUCGUCGCUCUUUACUUUGACAAUAUGAUGUCGUUUACAUUGUUCACUCCGCACUUGCUGAAUAUCAAGUUCCAAGCUGCGGCACCGUCGCACGUCGCUGCUUUGCUGGCGGCAAUGUUCUCAUUUUCGGCCCGGUUCCGACUAGACAGCACAAGUACGAAUGGCGUUGCCGCUGUUGCUGAACAUCCGCGAACAUCGCCAGGUGUAAACGACUUUUACCGAAUUGCGACAGCGUCCAUUGACCAGGAGCUCAUGGACCUCAAAUCGCCACCGCCGCUUCUGUUGCUGCAAGCCAUGGUCUUGUUAACAUUUCAUGACCUGAUUGAGAGUGCAGAGGGUAAGGGGUGGCGAUCCCUGGGUCGUCUGGUCCGCAUCGCGUAUGAGCUCCGGCUUCAUCUGGUGGACCGGGAUGUCAGCCAUUUCUCAGUGGAGCAUCCGGAUACGUGGUCGAUGAAGGAAGAACGUCGUCGAGCCUGGUGGGCAAUCUGGGAGCUCGAUGUUUUCGCUUCUACGGUCCGUCGACUUCCCCCUGCAAUUGAUUGGAGUCAGAACUGGGCCAUGUUACCCGUGGACAAUGAAUGCUGGCUCCAAAAGAAACCGAAGCCAAGUUGCUAUCUCGUUGCCGAUCCCAUGGAACGAUCCAAGGUUCUUCAACACUGCGGCAGUCAAUCAGAAAAAGCAUGGUUUAUUGUGGCCAAGUCCCUCAUGAGGACUGCCUACUGUGUGUCGAACUCGCAGGAAUACUUCUGGUCUCCCCCUUCUUCCUACCCUCCCCAACCAGGCCGACCGCCAUUGCCGCAGCAGCAGAUGUCGGCUCAAAUCAAAUUGUCGCAAGAAAUCGUCAACAACGCCCUGUACUGCUUCUCCGUUGCCUUGCCGCGCCAUUUGAGAUAUCGAGGCCAACAUCUCUUUAGCAAUGUCGCAUCAGCAUCCACGAGGACCAAGCAACGUGACUCUGACAUUUACAGCAUUCAAUGUAUGCUCAAAACUACCGCCUAUAUGCUGAACGAUCCCAAUGCACUGGAAACUGCAUCCCGGUCGACCCAGUUCGAUUCGUCAUUGUCCCCACAACAGCAACAGCAAGAGGUAGAAUCGGAGAAGCGUCAGGAAAGCCAGCAAUCUUGUGAAAUGGACAAAAUCCUGGCAAAGAACCUCUCCAUGGCGGAUGCAAUACUAUCCCUGGUCCGUAACAGCGGCCCAGACCAUGUUCAUCUGGUCAAUCCAUUCUUCGCAAGUACGAUUUGGCUGGCCACAGCAAUAUUUGUGGUUUACAAACAUCUUUGGGUUUUUCAUGAGGGUUCCCGCGAGCGACUUCUGGUGGAGUCCAACGUCGAUCUACUGCGAACUACCUUACGCCAGUUUGUGCAAUGGUGGAAUAUGUCGGAUAUUCUGGAAGCAAAACUCUCCGAGCUCGAGAAGGAGCUGGUGAGUAUGCGGAAGAUGGGAAGUGGAGGCGCCGACUCGAGUGACUUACAACGACAAGAACGACAACAAUACUUUCUGGGAAAUGAAGGACAGGAAUUUCUACCAGAGUCGAUUGGUGCGAACCCUACUGUCCCGUAUCCACCAAGAAAUAGCAGCGACGAAGGUGCAAUCCCAUGCGACGUGCUGCUCAAUGGUGGCAGUAGCAUGGUACAUGACAGACUUCCACCCGGGAAUGCGGAUGAGCUGGGCUCAGACGAAACCUUAGGCUUGAUACAGGAUAGAGGGUCUUUGCCCUUAUUCUACGAGAAAGGCUCGGGACCAUUCCAUGAUGAUUUGUUCUACAAUGUGGAGUUGCAAGGGUUUUUGGAUGGCAUGUGGGCUGCAUAUCGGGGGCAGGACCCAUGA